AGAAUGAGCAGUUUGCUGUAAGAAGCUUCGGCAGCCCAGAGUCUGCUACUUUGGGCUGGGCUAAACUUUCCCUGUAAAAAAGAAUAAUAGAUUAAAAUAUGCACUUCUAAAGUGCGAGUUGCCCGUUUACAUGUUUAUUAGCUAAUUGUCUACAGGCAUGAGCACACUCUCUCAUCUAGCACACUCUUUCUUGGGGAAUACUGCUCUCUGGAGGAGUGUGAAAAUCAAUUCUCCUUAAUGUUAAGCAUCCAUUGGAGGAAAUCUCUAACCACAGUACCUCCAGAAAAUUCAUUGAUCACCCAAGUCUUGGAUAAAAUUGGUUCCAGAAUUUGAUUUGAACUAAUGUGGAGGAAAACAUUUCCUACCAGUCCUUAGUCUCAGAGUGCUGAACCCUGCAGCCAGCAGGCCUCCUGAAAAAAAUCCAUGGGUGACAGAAGAUUCAUUGACUUCCAAUUCCAAGAUUUAAAUUCAAGCCUCAGACCCAGGUUGGGCAAUGCUACUGCCAAUAAUACUUGCAUUGUUGAUGAUUCCUUCAAGUAUAAUCUGAAUGGUGCUGUCUACAGUGUUGUAUUCAUCCUGGGUCUGAUAACCAACAGUGCCUCUCUGUUUGUCUUCUGCUUCCGCAUGAAAAUGAGAAGUGAGACGGCUGUUUUCAUCACCAAUCUGGCCCUCUCUGAUUUGCUCUUUGUCUGCACUCUACCUUUCAAAAUAUUUUACAAUUUCAACCGCCACUGGCCUUUUGGUGACACCCUCUGCAAGAUCUCUGGGACUGCAUUUCUAACCAACAUCUAUGGGAGCAUGCUCUUCCUUACCUGUAUUAGCGUGGAUCGUUUCCUGGCCAUUGUCUAUCCCUUCCGAUCUCGUACCAUUAGGACCAGGAGGAAUUCUGCCAUUGUGUGUGCUGGAGUCUGGAUCCUAGUCCUCAGUGGUGGUAUUUCAGCCUCUUUAUUCUCCACCACUAAUGUCAACAAUGCAACCACCACCUGCUUUGAGGGCUUCUCCAAACGUGUAUGGAAGACUUAUCUGUCCAAGAUAACCAUAUUUAUUGAAGUUGUUGGUUUUAUCAUUCCUUUGAUACUGAAUGUCUCUUGCUCUUCUGUGGUGCUAAAAACCCUCCGUAAGCCUGCUACACUGUCUCAAAUUGGGACCAAUAAGAAAAAAGUGCUGAAGAUGAUCACAGUGCAUAUGGCAGUCUUUGUGGUAUGCUUCGUACCCUAUAACUCCGUCCUCUUCCUGUAUGCCCUAGUGCGCUCCCAAGCCAUUACCAAUUGCUUGUUGGAAAGAUUUGCAAAGAUUAUGUACCCAAUCACCUUGUGCCUUGCAACUCUGAACUGUUGCUUUGACCCUUUCAUCUAUUACUUCACCCUUGAGUCCUUUCAGAAGUCCUUCUACAUCAAUACCCAUAUCAGGAUGGAGUCUCUGUUUAAGACUGAAACACCUCUGACCACAAAGCCUUCCCUUCCAGCUAUUCAAGAGGAAGUUAGUGAUCAAACAACACAUAAUGGUGGUGAAUUAAUGCUAGAAUCCACCUUCUAGGUAUGAGAACUCUCUUUAGGUCCAGAUAUGGUUUCUUCUACGCUUUUCCGAUGCUUUGAAUAAGAGAAAAGAUUUCAAGCUAAUGAUAUUGAGAAUAAUGUACUGAAUACAGUCAGAUACAUUUAUUUGAAUGUUUAUUGUACAUAUGCUGUUUUGUUCAAUAAUUAUAGGUCAGGUCUAAUUACAACAACAAAAAGUUAUUGCCAAACUCUUCUGCUGGGUUGGAAAUUCAUUGCACCACAUUAUGUAAGUGGACAGUAGCCUUGACUUUAGUGAUAUGGAGAUUAUUUUAAAACUUUAAAAAAGAUAUUUCCAUUCCAAUAAUAUUCGGUAAUUAGGUUGGGCCUAUAAAUAUAGAACAAAUUCAGGGAUUAUUUUUUUUAAAGAACAACCUUUUGUGUUACUACUGAUAUAUGCUAGUCUGUUUUUCUUCUUUUUGAAUUGUCAUUGAGUUUAUUUUAGCACACUAACAUAUUUUAGCUUAACAUUAUUAAUAAAAGUAUCAAAUUUAAAA
Messenger RNA from Kogia breviceps (pygmy sperm whale), 2050 nucleotides. The record is from RefSeq and is a predicted model, not a curated record. NCBI's taxonomy places the organism in Eukaryota, Metazoa, Chordata, Mammalia, Artiodactyla, Physeteridae.